Molecule: messenger RNA, 1560 nt
Organism: Didymosphaeria variabile
Lineage: Eukaryota; Fungi; Ascomycota; Dothideomycetes; Pleosporales; Didymosphaeriaceae
Exons: 4
Coding region: 1-1560 (519 amino acids)
Biological process (GO): nucleobase transport; transmembrane transport
Cellular component (GO): plasma membrane
Molecular function (GO): nucleobase transmembrane transporter activity
Source: RefSeq, a predicted model, not a curated record
AUGGAUCCCGUGCCUCCGGAGAGGAGAACCUGGGGGAGAGGCGCCUUCGUUGCUUACUGGGUUUCGGACCUGGUCACCAUUUCGACGUGGAGCACCGGUUCGGCCAUCGUUACCUUAGGCCUCUCUGCUACCGAUGCCGUGCUCAUCACUUUGGUCGCUGGCAUCUGCAAUGCCGUGCCAACGGUCUUCAACGGUGCCAUCGGUGCCGAUCUGCAUGUCCCCUUUCCGAUCGCUUCUAGAGCGAGCCACGGAUACUGGUUCAGUUACUUUGCUGUUGUAAGCAGAGGCAUCUUGGCUAUGUUUUGGUUCGGUGUUCAUACUGGAUAUGGGGGUACUUGUGUCUCGGCCAUGCUCACUGCUAUCUGGCCCAGUUUCAAGACUCUACCGAAUCACUUGCCCGCAUCUGCAGGUCUCAGCACCGCUGGAAUGAUAUCGUACUUCUUAUAUUGGCUGAUUCAAGCUCCAAUGCUCCUCAUACCUACUCAUAAGCUGCAGUAUCUGUUCUGGGUCAAGACUGUUUUGAUGCCGCCAGUCGCCAUCGGUAUGACUAUCUGGGUGGCGCUGAAAGCAGGUGGCAACGGAGCUUUCUUUAACCAACAGCCCAAGGUUCAUGGAAGUGAGCGCGUAUGGCUGUGGCUCUCGAGUAUGACUAGUGUUACUGGUGGAUAUAGCACUCUCGCAGUAAACAUCUCGGACUUCUCACGCUUCAGCAAAGACCGACAUGCCCAUUACUGGCAGAUACCGACGAUACCGCUUUUGAAAACCUUGACAGCCCUCAUGGGCAUCAUCUCCGCGUCUGCCGCACAGCAGAUAUGGGGUACACCAUAUUGGACACCAAUACAGAUAAUCGACAAGUGGCAAGGCACUCCAGGCGGUCGUGCUGCAGCAUUCUUCUGCGCAGCUAUCUGGCUUCUCAGUCAGGUCAGCGUGAAUGUCAGCGCGAACGCCGUCUCCUUCGCCAAUGAUGUCACGACCAUAGCUCCCAAAUGGUUCAACGUCCGACGCGGAACCAUACUCGUCUCCAUAGUCGGCAGCUGGGCAUUAUGUCCAUGGAUUAUUGUCUCCUCGGGCAAAACCUUUCUCAACUUCAUGAGCGCAUACGCAAUCUUUAUGGCUCCGAUGGCCGGAAUAUUAUUUGCUGACUACUGGUUGGUAAAACACAGGAAAUAUGACGUCCCUGCGCUCUACGACCCACGGGGAAUCUAUCGGUACGGGAAGUACGGCAGUAACUGGCGGGCCGUCGCGGCGAUUUUCAUUACGAUCAUUCCACUGCUUCCUGCCUUAGCCAACAAGGUCAAUCCCAACAUCCGUCUCCAGCAAGGUCUCAAAAAUCUUUUUACCAUCAACUGGCUCUAUGGGUUCUUCCUGUCUAUCUUUUUAUAUUACACUUUGAACUUGUUCUUUCCCGACAAACCCUCAUUGAUACCCAAGGUCAUUACAGGAUUCGAGUAUGUUCACGGCGUAGAGGUUGAUGCGGAGACUUCUUCAAGUGACGGAAAGGGCGAAGACAGUGUGAAGGGAAAGGCCGAGGCAAAAUCGGCAGAGGUACCGGGUGCUUGA